Molecule: messenger RNA, 1698 nt
Organism: Rodentolepis nana
Lineage: Eukaryota; Metazoa; Platyhelminthes; Cestoda; Cyclophyllidea; Hymenolepididae
Source: the annotation of a GenBank genome assembly
AUGUCUAAACAUUGGGUUAUUAGGAUCCGAAAGCCGUCUUUGAAUACCACUAUUGCUGUCGUUCUUGGUGGAACUACAGCGAUAUGUAUUUGGUGGCUUUUGAAACGCUUAAUACCUCAAAAUGGUAAAAAGAAAUCCGUUCUCGAAGCCGACAGAUACAAGGCUCUCUCAAAAGAAAUUUUAUACGCUAAUCAGUCCCAUUUGGAAGAUACAUUUUCUACAAGAUCCCCAACCAUUGUUCUAUCAAAUUAUCAAUCUUCUAGGAGAGUCCUCUCUCACCAUACUUCUAUCUCCACUGUCUCUACCUUAGCCGUCGACUGCGGAACAAUUGGUUUGCAAACCUUAAAUAUGGUUGUUAACCAAGUGGAGGAAUGUAUAAGCAAAAUUAACCGAACUGUCCAGCAACUUAGUACUAAAGAUCCAAAUGUCGAUGUGUUCAUAAAAGAGUUGCAGAAGUUUCUUGAAACUUCCAUUUUAUUGCGAGAGCAAUUCAAGCGCGAAUUUAUUAAAGGAACUCCCGUUUCCGCUUUUGAUCUUCAGUGCAUCGAUUCGAUCUCUGAUGGCGACAGCGAAUCCUUCUUUUCUACUGUAGAGGAAAUUGAUUAUUCGGAAUUAGAACUUCAAAUUCAAUCUAAUUAUCAUCGACCGUUCUAUCGAAGUGCCCUCAAAGAGAUCAACGAAUCUUCACCAGUUUGCAGAGCUGUCCGUACGGAGCUGAUGUUUUGCGGAUCUGAUGUGGAAUACAUUGGCAAACUUGUUUGUGUUCGACAGGGAUUCGAUCACAUUCUUUCCAAAGCAGGCCCAGUUUCCUGGCUAAUCCAGUUUGGAAAAGCAUUUGCUUGUGGUUGUCUCCUUAAUUUGGGAAGCUCAACGACAGAUUUUGAGAAUGCUUUCUUGACCCUACUUGAUUACCUCAACUCUCUGCAUGACCCCGACAGCAAGGCACAAUUCGCUGAUGAACUAGCGAGCAAGGGUGUUCAAGCUAUUAAUUUCUAUGAUAUCUUUUUUGACCGAAUUCUAAUCGAUGCGUUGGAAAAUCUAAGCGACCCUCCUCAAUCCAUCUACACUCUGACUCGCAACACUUGGCUCAGUCCUUCUUUUAAGAGAUCUGCCCUCGAUUCUGCCGUUUGGACUCUAAUGGCGGCCAAACGAAAAAUGCUCAAAUAUCCGGAUCGAUUCUUUGCUCUCUAUUAUCGUGUUGUGGAGACUGUUACAGCUCCUCUGGCUUGGGGUUUCCUGGGAACGGACGAGUCUCUUAACACAUUUUGUGAUGCUGUUCGUGAAGAAGUCGUCACUUUUCUCCGAUCCCUUUUCAAAUUUGCCGAUAGUGAUGAUGAUAUUAUUAAUCAUUGUCCAAUUUCACAGAUUGAUAAGGAAGAAGGAGAUGAUGGUACUACAAGCUCUUCAUUCUUUGACUUUGAUGAGAAUGAGGUAAAUUGUGAGGACGAAGACGACGACGAUGUAACGAUAACCCCCUCUGGGGAAAAGGCGACCUCUGAGACUGUAGAUCAUCAGUUCUAUUGUGGAAUGAAUUACACUAGUUUGGAGACAUUUUCUUCUUGCAUAUAUUUCAAUAUUGCUGUGCUUCAACAACGACUUUACUCCCUGAUUACUGAUUUCGCUGGAAACAAUUCUAUUCAACUUCCUGCUAGUGUUCGGGACGGGUUGAUUUUAGCUCAACCUCCCUUACCAUUUUAG